AUGGGGCACGAGCAACCAGAAUGUGUAUAUGUUGUCGAUGCUAAUGAAAACGUGGUGUUAGCAUGCAAAACGGAUGACUCGAGUACCAUGGACACAAAUAUCUGGUAUCUCCAUAUUGGGUGCAAUAAAGUGAAGUUUGUGCGUGACAAGAUUAAUAUGCUUGGGAAGAAUGCAGAUGUAAUUGCACAUGGUUUCCGAGAGCAUGUGAGAUUGAGUCCCGGAAUCACAGUGACGGUGAGGGGGAAAUUGAGUUUCGGGGCAAGAGCUCUUCAGCUUGGUGGCAUUGAGAAAGUUUUCCGGGAAUUGUUCAGUUGGGAAGAUGGAGAAAAAUUAAUGGAAUCUUUCGAAUGUUAUUGGUCAAGUUCAACCAGUCCUAUUGCAGUGGGCCUCCUCUUUAUCUCCACUGAAAAAGUUGCAAUUUGGAGCGAGAGAUCUGUAGAAGUGGUUUCUCCAGGUGGGGGAUUAACCAAAAUCCAUUACGAGUUGAAGGUACCGAUAAGAAAGAUUAAGGCGGUGAACGAAGCUGAGAAUGUGGACAGGCCGGCACAGAAAUACAUAAACAUUGUUACAAUGGAUGACCGCGAUUUCUGGUUCACAGGAUUCUUCAAUUAUCAGAACGCACUAAAGCAUCUUCGGAGGGUGAUUCAUCAGGAAUAG
Messenger RNA from Syzygium oleosum, 657 nucleotides. Its product is annotated as GEM-like protein 7. Lineage: Eukaryota; Viridiplantae; Streptophyta; Magnoliopsida; Myrtales; Myrtaceae. The record is from RefSeq and is a predicted model, not a curated record. The transcript has 4 exons. The coding region runs from base 1 to 657 and encodes 218 amino acids.